This is a messenger RNA of Wasmannia auropunctata (little fire ant), 1873 nucleotides long. Its product is annotated as 4-aminobutyrate aminotransferase, mitochondrial. The record is from RefSeq and is a predicted model, not a curated record. Gene Ontology annotation, biological process: GABA catabolic process. Gene Ontology annotation, cellular component: mitochondrion. Gene Ontology annotation, molecular function: pyridoxal phosphate binding. NCBI's taxonomy places the organism in Eukaryota, Metazoa, Arthropoda, Insecta, Hymenoptera, Formicidae.
UAUGGGCCCACUCGAGUGCGUUCAAGCGAGUGACAAUGUGCGUGCGUCGCGCGGCGGCCCCGAGCUGCCCAAAAAACCACCUCCAACCCGUACACACACAGGAUUUUGAGGCGUGGUUUCCAGGCGUUGCCACGUCGAAGAGAUGCUUAACCGGUUCGGUGCCGAGGGAACCAGAAGGGCCGGUACUUACGACGGAAAUACCGGGCCCUCGAUCGCGCAGCUUGCUACAAGAACUGAAUGCGAUACAACAAGCGUCUUCCGUACAAUUCUUCGCAGACUAUGAAAAAUCCGCCGGUAAUUACAUAAUAGACGUUGACGGGAACACGUUGCUGGACGUUUAUAUGCAAAUCUCAUCAAUGCCCCUAGGGUACAAUCAUCCGGCGAUGUUGGAGGCUCUCGCCGAUCCCGUUAAUCAAAAAAUUAUAGCCAACAGACCUGCGUUAGGUGUCUUUCCAGGAAAAGACUGGCCUAAUAGAUUAAGGGAUGUUUUGCUCAAGAAAGAGUUUGCACCACCCGGAUUAACGCACAUCACGACGAUGAUGUGCGGCUCUUGUUCCAACGAGAACGCUUUUAAAAACAUUUUUAUAUGGUACGCCGAGAAACAGAGACAAGGGGCGCCGUUCACGAAGGAAGAGAUAGAAUCGUGUAUGAUAAAUCAAAGCCCUGGCUCGCCGCGAUACUCUAUCAUGUCUUUUAAAGGUAGCUUUCAUGGAAGAACCUUAGGUUGUCUCUCGACGACCCACAGCAAGUACAUUCAUAAGAUGGAUAUACCGGCCUUCGACUGGCCUGUCGCCUCCUUUCCAGAGUACAAAUAUCCUUUAGAAGAGAACGUGCGAGAAAACAAGCAGGAGGAUAAGCGUUGCCUCGCAGAGGUCGAGGAACUAUUCGUCAAGUACAAAAACGAGAAGAAAGUACCGGUGGCCGGCGUGAUAAUUGAACCUAUCCAAGCGGAAGGCGGCGACAAUCACGCGUCGCCGGAAUUCUUUCAGGAACUUCAACGCGUGACGCGAAAGCACGGAGCUGCGUUACUUAUCGACGAGGUGCAAACCGGUGGCGGACCGACGGGAAAAAUGUGGUGCCACGAGCACUUCAAUCUAGAUACCGCGCCCGAGGUGAUGACUUUCAGCAAGAAAAUGCAAUUGGGCGGCUAUUAUCAUUCGGAGGAUCUGAAACCGAAACUGUCGUAUCGUGUGUUCAAUACCUGGAUGGGCGAUCCCAGCAAAGUGAUACUGCUCGAAACGAUCAUAAAAACGAUCAAGAAGGAGAACCUUUUGGACAGGGUUACGCGCGUCGGCGACUACAUGUUGAAGUAUCUGAUGGAUAUGCAGAGGGAGCAUUCCAACGUAAUCGGCGCGGUGCGCGGACGUGGCACUUUCAUAGCGUUUAAUUGCGCCUCGUCUGAAGUGCGAGACGGCAUUAUCAAGAAACUCGCGUCGAAAGGUAUCCAGACAGGUGGAUGCGGCAGCCGGGCGGUGCGGCUCAGGCCCGCGUUGACUUUCACGGAGCGUCAUGCCGAUAUAUUUCUGGACGCCCUUCGCACUGUGUUAAAACAAUAAGAAUACUCUUCUGACGAUUUCUCGUGUCUUCCAAAUCAGAUGUCUUCCAGUAAUGGAGUUAUAUCGUGUGUUUUACGAAGUCUAUAAAAAUAACCGUUAUUUUUCUAUGGCAGUUACAUUAUGGGGAUAGUUUAUGACAAAUGACAAAUUAAUGACAACAUAAUUGAUAAUGACAAGCAAUUUGAUUGUCUUGUAUGUAUGCAUAGUUCGAUAUACGGUCCAGAAAAAGUGCAAGAUUCUGACAUGAAUGUACUCUUUAACAAAUUUAGAACUGAGCGAAUAUUUUUAUUAAGUAUAAAUAUAUCGAUUAUGUCAUA